Messenger RNA from Paramecium tetraurelia, 249 nucleotides. RefSeq lists its product as uncharacterized. The record is from RefSeq and is a predicted model, not a curated record. The transcript is spliced from 2 exons. NCBI's taxonomy places the organism in Eukaryota, Ciliophora, Oligohymenophorea, Peniculida, Parameciidae.
AUGAUAAGUAAAUAGGAGAAUAUACCUUGUAAAAGGAUUAUGACCAAUUAAAAACACAUUCAUCUCAACUUAUAAGGUAGUCUUUUAAAAAUAUUGAAUGAUAUUAAAUCAAAUAGAUCAUAUCUAAGAAGAUUGAGAAUAGAUCCUAGUAAGAGAAGAGAAUGGACAGUAGCAGAAACUAUUCCUUAUUUGAUCGAAGGAAUACUGGAUAAGUUCCAAAAUUUAAAGAUUAUCAGAAUAAAUAUUUGA